Molecule: messenger RNA, 3582 nt
Organism: Pantherophis guttatus
Lineage: Eukaryota; Metazoa; Chordata; Lepidosauria; Squamata; Colubridae
Source: RefSeq, a predicted model, not a curated record
CGGCGGCAGGUGUGAGCCGUCCGGAUGGCGGAGUCCGGACCGCAGCCGCCGGGCGGCGCGCCCAGCCGGCACGAGAAGAGCCUGGGGCUGCUCACCACCAAGUUCGUCUCGCUGCUGCAGGAGGCCAAGGACGGCGUGCUCGACCUGAAGCUGCCCGUUCUUGACAGAGGUGUGGGGCCUGGCUGUAAUACUCGAGAAAUUGCCCACAAGUUGAUUGAGUUGAAAGCAGAGAUUGAGGACCUGGAGCAUCGGGAACGAGAACUGGAACAGCAAAAGAUGUGGGUGCAGCAGAGUAUCAGAAAUGUCACCGAUGAUGUACAGAACAAAGAAUUAGCGUAUGUGACAGAUGAGGAUCUUUGCAAGUGCUUCCCAGGCGACACACUACUGGCCAUCCGAGCUCCAUCAGGAACCCAGCUGGAAGUUCCCGUCCCUGAGGGCUUAAACGGCCAGAGGAAAUACCAGAUCCACUUGAAGAGUAGCAACGAUUCCAUUGAUGUUCUUCUAGUCAACAAAGAUGCCUGGAGCUCUCCUCCAGUGGUGCUUCCUGUCCCUCCCCCCGAAGACCUCAUUCAGUGCCAGCCAAUCACACCCUCUAAGAAGCCAUCCCUUGCCCCGUCCCAGGAGGCCUCUCUUCCCAGUGGUGCCCACCCUCCUGCGUCUGUACCCAGCAGCACGCAAGACCACAGGUGCUCUGUGCCCAAAUCGACAGAGACGGGCACCUCGACAGCAGAAUCAAAAAGCAGUGAGGAGUUGGACUCGCUUACCCCUUCGACUGUACCGGCCAGCCCACCGGCUGGGCUUGACACGCAGCCCCUCCAAUCCUCUGCCUUGCUGGACAGCAGCUCUGUCCUACCCAGCUCCUUUACCUCUUUUGAACCAAUCAAGUCCUUCCCCACAGAAAUCCUGGAAUUGCCCAAAGAGCUUUCAGAAAUGUUUGAGCCAACCAGAGAGUGCGUGAAUUCCGAGUUGCUUGAAGAGCUGAUGUCAUCGGAAGUGUUUGCUCCUUUACUCCGCCUCUCCCCGCCUCCCGGAGACCACGACUACAUCUACAACUUGGAUGAGAGCGAAGGCGUGUGCGACCUUUUCGACGUCCCGAUUCUCAACCUCUGACUUGGACUGCCUUGGAUGCAUGGAUGGACGGACUUUGGGAUAUGGAGUCUUCUUUUUUUUUUUUUCCCUUCUUUUUUUUUUAAGAAAGAAAACCUGUCUCGAGGGAAUGUGGGGGAAACCCCCCCAAACUCUUCAUUUUGGAUUUUAUUUUUUAUUUUUUUUUUGUCUGCUAGUGCUUGAGUGAAACACAGAGCUGCUCUGGUCUAGACCGAAAACUCAAGGAGGAUGAGACUCUCGAUUCGAGCUUUCUUUCUUUCUUUCUUCUUCUUCUUCCCUGGCUUAUCUUAGUCCGCUCCUUGUCCUUUCAUGGAUCCUGGGUGAGCCUCCUUCCCAGGCACCUGCUGUUGAACCUUGCCGAGCAGCAAAAGCGCUUCCUUGAGUCCCAUCCCUACCUCCACCUAGCCUGUUUUGGCAUCCUUGCACUGCUGGGGGCACUUUGCAUCUCCCCCUCUCUUCCUUCUUCCUUUCUGGUUACCAGCAGAACAGCUGAACCGUAGCCUGGUGGGUUAUGGGAAAAUCCACCCCUGGCCUCCCUUUUGGCUCGUCCGUAAGAAUUCAAACGAGACGGGGCAUUUCUCUCUUUAGCAAUCGUCUGCUUUUGGCAUGAUGGAAUGAAUGCAGGCGUCUCAGCCGCUCCCCGGAUCGUUUUUUUUUUUUUUUUUUUUUUAAAUGUGCUUAAAAGUGGCGUUUCAAGUAACCCUCCUGGUCCAUCUGAUUAACAUCAAAGCACGAAGCCCCUUUCCCUUGUAGGCUGCGUAGACUUCAAUCGUGUGUGUGCGUGUGUGUUUUUAAGGUGCCAGUUUUGCACAGUCACUUUUCCUCCAAAGAGUCAGAACUGAGAAACGAUUUGUUAAAAAAAAAAAAGGGGGGGGGUGCGAAACAAGUUAAGGCUUCAAACAGGUGGGACCUGCCUGUCGUCAACACAAAGCCUAUUUUUGCACACCCGUCCCUCUCUACCCCCUAUGUCUCCGUCGGGAGCCUCCGCUGGAGGAGAUUUAGUCACACCUAGUGAAGUGAGUCUCAAUAGCGGGUCCUCCUUCCAUAGCUGCUAGAAUAGGGCUUUUUGGGAUGCGCCGGGGGCUGCUGUUUCCCUUCGUGGAUUUCCUAGCUGUAGUACAUUGCCGGUCCUGUUGACGCAGUCCGACUUCUCUUUGGAACUUAACCAUGGCGUGCCCUUUUCCGCAUUCUCUCCAAUACGCACCAUCGGCCUCUCCAUUGGGGGUGGGUGGGGGUGGGUGUCCUCUCCUGAUCCUCGGGACGUGGAUGGAAGGAGCCCUCGCUUUCCCCAUCCUCCCCCUCUGCACUUCCGAACCUCCUCCCCUCUUGAAAGCCAUAUCCUUUUCACCGCCCGUUGGCCUCCGGGUUACGCUGCUUGUGCAAACCCUGAACGUCAUUUCCCGGAUUCCUAGGCUGUCGCAGGUGCCGAAGGCCCCCUUCCUGCAGUGGGGCUGGUAAGGUGGGAAGGGUUUCGAUCCGAAGCGGGGAAAAGCCCUCUCCCACAUCCCAGCCCAUGAACGGCCUGGCUGAAAAAAUCUCUUUUUGAUGGGACUGAAUGAAGAAAUGUGCUGCUUAGAAUUGUGGAAGGGUUCACGUGAGCGGGCGGGCCUGAUCCUGAUCUCCCCUCCCCUUCCGUUCCCCUCCCCCCCUGUAAUCAGGGAACGUUUCUAUUGUCGUUAGGGAGACCUAGGCAAAGCUGGGUGGCCCUCUACCUCGACCUUGUCCUCUAUAAGAUGGGUGGACUUCAGCUUCCAGAAUUCCCGAGGCUAGCCAUAGCGGCUGGGGAAUUCUGGGAGUUGAAGUCCACCCGUUUGAAAGCUCCCAGGCUUGAAAACACCUGGGCGAUAGGAUCCACAAAAGCGACUUCUGAGUUUUUCUGGAUAGGAAAUAGAUCUAGAUCAGAGGUCUUCAAACUUGGCAGACUUUAAGACUUGUGGUCGCUGGCUGGAAAAUUCUGGGAGUUGACGUCCACAAGUCUUAAAAGCUGCCAAGUUUGAAGACCUCGGAUCUCGAGAUUUUCACCUCCCCAGCCUAGGAGCAGGCAGGUGACUGUCUCAAAAAAAACCCUCUGGAGCCCCGUUUGCCUCUCUUGAAAGGACACAGUCCCACCUCCAGAGUUUCUGAGCUCUUCUUCCAGCUCUUGUGUGGCUGUCUCCGGCGAGCCACUGGACUCUCUUGCCUGCCUCCAUUGCAUCCCCCCCCUGCCUGUCGUACGUGGUUUGGGCCUGCUCUUCAGCAACCAAACCUUCGUUUCUCUUUGCCGUCACCUUCUUGGCGCCCCAACCCCCCCUUAGGUGACAUUCCCCCAAAGGAUGCAUACACAGAGGAAAUGUUUGGGGGAGGGGAAGGGAGAGAAAUGAGUUUUGAUUCAUAGAAAAAAAAGAUUAUUUUUAUACUUUUUUGCAGCAGAAGACACUUGCCUGUAAUAUUUGUACAGUUUUUUUUUUUCCUGAGUGAAUAAACAAACUUUCCAAA